Pipistrellus kuhlii (Kuhl's pipistrelle) is the source of this 2441-nucleotide messenger RNA. It is a transcript of the gene CHAT, whose product is annotated as choline O-acetyltransferase. The record is from RefSeq and is a predicted model, not a curated record. Gene Ontology annotation, molecular function: choline O-acetyltransferase activity. Gene Ontology annotation, biological process: acetylcholine biosynthetic process; neuromuscular synaptic transmission. Lineage: Eukaryota; Metazoa; Chordata; Mammalia; Chiroptera; Vespertilionidae. The transcript has 14 exons. Gene Ontology annotation, cellular component: neuron projection; cytoplasm. The coding region runs from base 36 to 1928 and encodes 630 amino acids.
UCUGCACUCUGUUUCCUCAGCCACAAGUCACCAAGAUGCCCAUCCUGGAAAAAGUGCCCCAGAAGAUGGCAGCAAAAACUCUCAGCGGUGAGGAGGAAAACGAGCUGCCCAAACUCCCGGUGCCCCCCCUGCAGCAGACCCUGGCCACGUACCUGCAGUGCAUGCAGCACCUGGUGCCCAGGGAGCAGUUCCGGAGGAGCCAGGCCAUCGUGCAGCAGUUUGGGGCCCCAGGGGGCCUGGGUGAGACCCUGCAGCAGAAGCUCCUGGAGAGGCAAGAGAAGACUGCCAACUGGGUGGCUGAGUACUGGCUGAACGACAUGUAUCUCAAUAACCGCCUAGCCCUGCCUGUCAACUCCAGCCCCGCUGUGAUCUUUCCCCGGCAGCACUUCCAGGACACCAACGACCAGCUCAGGUUUGCCGCCAACCUCAUCUCGGGAGUGCUCAGCUACAAGGCCAUGCUGGACAGUCACUCCAUCCCCACUGAUUGUGCCAAGGGCCAGCUGUCUGGGCAGCAGCUCUGUAUGAAGCAAUACUACGGCCUCUUCUCUUCCUAUCGCCUCCCUGGCCACGUCCAGGACACACUGGUGGCCCAGAAGAGUAGUGUCAUGCCUGAGCCGGAGCACAUCAUUGUGGCCUGCUGCAACCAGUUCUUUGUCUUGGAUGUUGUCAUUAAUUUCCGCCGUCUCAGUGAGGGGGAUCUGUUCACUCAGUUGAGAAAGAUAGUCAAAAUGGCUUCCAACGAGGACGAACGCUUGCCUCCAAUCGGCCUGCUGACAUCAGACGGGAGGAGCCAGUGGGCUGAGGCCAGGACAGUCCUCGUGAAAGACUCCACCAACCGGGACUCGCUGGACAUGAUCGAGCGCUGCAUGUGCCUGGUGUGCCUGGACGCCCCGGCCGGCGUGGAGCUCAGUGACACCAACAGGGCGCUCCAGCUCCUUCACGGCGGAGGCUGCAGCCGGAACGGGGCGAACCGCUGGUACGACAAGUCCCUGCAGUUCGUGGUGGGCAGGGACGGCACCUGCGGCGUGGUGUGCGAGCACUCCCCGUUCGACGGCAUCGUCCUGGUGCAGUGCGUGGAGCACCUCCUCAAGCACAUGAUGAGCAGCAAGAAGCUGGUCCGCGCCGACUCCGUCAGUGAGCUGCCGGCCCCCCGGAGGCUGCGGUGGAAGUGCUCCCCCGUGAUUCAAGGCUUCUUAGCCUCCUCCGCAGAAAAACUCCAGCGAAUAGUAAAGAAUCUUGACUUCGUGGUGUAUAAGUUUGACAACUACGGGAAGACGUUCAUUAAGCAGCAGAAGUGCAGCCCCGACGCCUUCAUCCAGGUGGCCCUCCAGCUGGCCUUCUAUAGGCUCCAUUGCAGACUCGUGCCCACCUAUGAGAGCGCGUCCAUCCGCCGCUUCCGGGAGGGACGGGUGGACAACAUUCGAUCGGCCACCCCCGAAGCACUGAGGUUUGUGAAAGCCGUCACAGACCACGAGGCUGCUGUGCCGGAUUCCGAAAAGCUGCUGCUCCUGAAGAAUGCCAUCCGCGCCCAGACGGAGUACACGGUCAUGGCCAUCACAGGGAUGGCCAUCGACAACCACCUGCUGGGGCUGCGGGAGCUGGCUCGGGACGUGUGCAAGGAGCUGCCGGACAUGUUCACGGAUGAAACAUACCUGAUGAGCAACCGAUUCAUCCUCUCCACCAGCCAGGUGCCCACCACCAUGGAGAUGUUCUGCUGCUACGGGCCCGUGGUGCCCGACGGGUACGGCGCCUGCUACAACCCCCAGCCCGAGAGCAUCCUGUUCUGCGUCUCCAGCUUCCACAGCUGCCCGGAGACCUCCUCCGCCAAGUUCGCCAAGGCCGUGGAGGAGAGCCUGGCGGAGCUGGGCCGCCUCUGCAGCCCGCCCCAGCCUGCCGCCGCCAAGAAGGAGAAGUGCCACCAACCGUGACUCCCGCCGCCACGUCCCCUCUCCCAGCCUAGCUUCCUGUAGCUGCCAGACCCUGCUGAACCCCGCUCCCACCCUCACCCCAGCUUUCCGCAGCUCCCCCGUCCUCAGGGCCCAGCACAGCACAGUGAGAUGCCCCGGGGGCUGAGGGUCUGCAGGAGAGUGUCCGCGUGGACAGGAGUGUCCUUAGCCACAGACGGCGGCCGGCCCAGCACUGACAGCACCGCACAGGAGCCCCGCCUGGCUCAGAGGGGCGGGCGAGGUGGGACGUGCACACUGACUCCCCUCCACUCGCUGCCAGCAGGACCUCGCAUGGCUGGGUCAUGUUUUUGCCCAACGGGAGGAAGAAUGAGUCGCCUUUUUUAAGUGCAAUGUACCUAGUGAGUCAUGAGGGAAGAGGCUAAUUCAGGUCACUGCCUCUGCGGGUAGAAGUGGGGGCUUUGUUUUCAGGCUCAAAGCGGUCUGAUCAUACACAGGGCCUGGCUGAGCUUGCAUUUAGCGGGGUGCGUACUCCCU